AGUAACGGAGUAAAACGCUGAAUGUUUUCCACCGCAUAAAGUCCGCAGAGAAGAACACGAGUAUGGCAGGGUCACAGGCACAGUGGAGGCCACCACGCUCGUGUGACAUCUACUGUAGUGAAUUGAAGCACUGCAAGAGUUUAAGAAACAGGUUUCAUGAGUAUUACACCUACGGCAGAGCUCCAGACUGCCAGCAGUGGAAACAAGACUAUCAGAACUGUAAAGACUGGGAGAAAAACCACAGCACGCAAGCCAAGGAAUCUCUGCAGGAGAGCGAGAGGAAGCGGCUGGCGGAUCAGAGGAAGUUCACUCCGGUCUGGGAGCUUCGGCAAAAACCUCCAUCUGACUGGCAUCUGCCGCUUAACCAGGGCAAACCACAGGACCCUUAAACACACACACAUACACAGAAUCGCUUAUGAUGCCAGAAACACAUGAAGAAAGCACUGGAGCUGUAUGAACAUUCAGUGUAAAUCUCCUCACUCUACCUCACCUGGACCGAUGCGUUUCUGCGCUGAUAUUUCUGGUGCUCAAUGCAAGAACAGCUUCAAAAGAGUCAUCCAAAUGUACUCAAAUCAACAUUUCAGAAUAAACAUUUGAUGAGAAAGUCAAUGUAGAGCACAACAAGAAAGAUUGUUCUACUUUUGAUCAAAAUACAUACAUAAAACAUACAAAAAUUGCACCAAAUUUACAUAUUGUGCAACUAUUGAUGAUCUAAAAUGCAGCGCUGACCUAUAUUUGUCUAAUCAAAAGAUAUUUUCAUGCUCAAUGCAAAAACAAUGCUUCAAAAGACCAAUCUAAAUAUAAUAACAACAACAUUUCAGGAUGAAUAUUUGAAGUAUUUUGUUCUGCUUUUUAUCAAAAUAUGUCGCAACUUCAGAUUCGUUGUUGAUUAAAAGUGUAACACAACCACAA
This is a messenger RNA of Danio rerio (zebrafish), 912 nucleotides long. Gene Ontology annotation, cellular component: synaptic cleft; synapse. The record is from RefSeq and is marked provisional. Lineage: Eukaryota; Metazoa; Chordata; Actinopteri; Cypriniformes; Danionidae.